AUGCAGAGCAAGAAGAAAGAGGUGAUAAGAUUGGAAAGGGAAUCAGUAAUUCCUAUUCUGAAACCAAAGCUGAUCAUGACCUUGGCCAACCUCAUUGGAAGAAGCCUUUGGCUCAGCCUUUGCAGUAACAAUUGUAUGAUUGAGUCUUUGAACAUUUUUGCAGAACAUGGUACUGACAGGGCUGAGUUUCUAAAACUAUGUAAGAGAGUUGAGUACACCAUACGAGCUUGGUAUCUUCUGCAGUUUGAAGAUUUGAUGCAACUGUAUUCUCUCUUUGACCCUGUGUCUGGGGCUAAGAAAUUGGAGCAGCAGAACCUAUCUCCCUCUGAAAUUGAUGUACUUGAACAGAAUUUCCUGACGUACUUGUUUCAGGUGAUGGAUAAGAGCAACUUCAAGAUAACAACUGAUGAGGAGAUUGAUGUUGCACUCUCAGGACAAUAUCUUCUAAAUCUUCCAAUCAAAGUUGAUGAGUCCAAGCUUGACAAGAAACUUUUGAAGAAGUACUUUGAUGAUCAUCCUCAUGAAAACCUCCCAGACUUUGCUGAUAAGUAUGUUAUCUUUCGGCGUGGGAUUGGACUUGAUAAAACAACUGAUUAUUUUGUCAUGGAGAAAGUGGACAUGCUCAUUGGACGGUUUUGGGCAUUUCUUUUAAGAGUAACUCGGCUAGAAAAAUUUUUUGCAAGAAAGUCAAGUCGACAGCGUAAGAAAGAUGUAAAGAAGAAUGAUGACCUUAACUCUGAAGCAGAUCAGGAUGAUUUAUAUGUCGAAAGAAUUCGACUGGAAAAAUUGGAUAUAAGGUUGUGUGAUACACAAACAUCAAAUUCCAAGCAAUUGCAUUCUGGGGGAUGUGAUUCUGGGGAGGCAUCUAACAUUCCGCCUGAAAAGAAAAACCCUGGGUUAACUCCAAUGGACUGGGUCAAGUUCCUGAUUUCUGCUGUAGUUGGGCUGGCUGCUGUAAUUAGUUCAGUCGAAAUGCCCAAGGCUGAUAUUUGGGUCAUUGUUGCUGUCCUUUCCACAGUUGUUGGUUACUGUGCUAAAACAUACUUCACGUUUCAGCAAAAUUUGGUUGCAUAUCAGAACUUAAUAACACAGUCGAUGUAUGAUAAACAACUAGAUAGUGGAAGGGGUACUCUUCUUCACCUGUGUGAUGAUGUGAUUCAACAGGAAGUUAAAGAGGUUAUUAUUUCCUUCUUUACAUUGAUGGAACAGGGCAAAGCUACUAGGCAGGAUUUGGAUUUGCGCUGUGAGGAACUAAUUAAAGAAGAGUUUGGUGAGAGCUGUAAUUUUGAUGUGGAUGAUGCAGUUGAAAAGUUAGAGAAGCUGGGCAUCGUUGCUCGGACAUCCAAAAAGGACCAGUUGGAUGAGCAGGCAUUUCUGCAUCAUCUAAAUAAGUUGUUAAAAGCUUCUGUUACCCAAGUAUUUCAAUUUGUUGUGCCUGCAAAGGAUUCUCUCGGACGAUAUUUUUGUGUUGGGCUAAAACGUGCUAAUGAGAUUAUUGGCACCACAACUGAAGAGCUCGUCCUCAAGGCAAAGCACGGUGUUGGCUCAUCCACAAAAUGUAGCAGAUCUGAUUGUGAUGAAUUCCUAAAGCUCUGUCAGAAAGUUGAAUACACAAUUAGAUCUUGGAAUUUGGUUGUUUUCUUCGGUGAUGAUCAGCAAUUGUAUUCCUUCUUCGAGCCUAUUCAUGGUGCUAGAAAAUUGGAGCAGCAGAAUCUCACUCCUGAAGAAAUCGAUGCUUUUGAGCAGAAUUUCUUAACCUCUUUAUUUCAGGUGAUGGAAAAGAGUAAUUUCAAAAUAGCUACUGAUGAGGAGAUUGAAGUUGCACUCUCUGCACAAUAUCGUCUUAAUCUACCAAUUGUAGUUGAUGAACAUAAGCUUGACAAGAGGCUUUUUUCAAGGUACUUUGCGAAGCAUCCCCAUGAUAACCUUCCAUACUUUGCUGAUAAGUUCAUAAUCUUCCGACGUGGUUUUGGAAUUGAUCAGUUGAAUAGUUACUUUAUCAUGCCGAAAAUAAAUACCAUCAUUGCCCGUUUCUGGAGAUGUUUUCUGAAAGUAACCGGGUUAAGAAGACUUUUCUUCAGAAAGCCAAACGCACAUAUUAAGGAAGUUCCAAAAUCUGUUGAAAUCAGCAUAGAUGGAGGUGAUGAUGAAGGUUUAUAUGUUGAACGGAUCCGCAUUGAGAAAAUGAAACUCAGUAUAUCUAAUCUCCUGGGCAAGGUUACAAUCCAAGAACCUACAUUUGAUCGAAUAAUUGUUGUUUACAGGCGAGCGAGUACCAAAAAAGAAACAGGACGGAAUAUAUAUGUGAAGCAUUUUAAGAAUAUUCCAAUGGCUGAUAUGGAGAUAGUACUUGUGAGUUUCCUGUUUACUUGCAUUGCUGUUGUUAUCAUCAUUGUCAUUGUCCCAGAAAAGAAAAAUCCCGGUUUAACUCCAGUGGACUGGGUCAAGUUCAUUGUCUCUGCUGUGAUUGGACUGGUUACUGUAGUUAGUUCGCUUAGCAAUCCUAAAGCUGACAUCCGGGUGAUUCUUGCUAUCCUGACAUCAGUGGUUGGAUACUGCGUUAAAACAUACUUCACAUUCCAGAAUAACUUGGUUUCAUAUCAGAGCUUAAUCACAAAGUCUGUGUAUGACAAACAACUGGACAGUGGAAGGGGUACUCUUCUUCACUUAUGUGACGAAGUGAUUCAACAGGAAGUAAAAGAGGUGAUUGUUUCAUUCUUUAUCUUGAUGGUCCAAGGAAAAGCCACCAGACGGGAACUUGACCAGCGUUGUGAAGAACUUAUUACUGAAGAAUUCAGUGAAAAAUGUAAUUUCGAUGUGGAUGAUGCUAUUCAGAAGUUAGAGAAGUUAGGUAUUGUUGCUCAGGAUCCUACUGGAAAGUACGCAUGCACAGACCUGAAGCAUGCUAAUGAGAUUAUCGGCACCACAACGGAGGAGGUGGUGCUUAAAGCCAAACAAGGUGAUGGCAGUUUUAGACAUUGA
Molecule: messenger RNA, 2982 nt
Organism: Dovyalis caffra
Lineage: Eukaryota; Viridiplantae; Streptophyta; Magnoliopsida; Malpighiales; Salicaceae
Source: the annotation of a GenBank genome assembly